Molecule: messenger RNA, 1060 nt
Organism: Rosa rugosa (rugosa rose)
Lineage: Eukaryota; Viridiplantae; Streptophyta; Magnoliopsida; Rosales; Rosaceae
Exons: 9
Coding region: 190-786 (198 amino acids)
Cellular component (GO): small-subunit processome; nucleolus
Source: RefSeq, a predicted model, not a curated record
GGUCGAGCUCUCAUUAUAAACCACUCGCCGACUCUGUUUUUUGUUCCUUUCUCCAAUACCUUCUUUCACUCAGGUCUCCCUCUCUGGUCUUGAAUAGGGUUUAUACUUUAUAUAGCAGAGAACAAAGGGUUUUAGGGUUUUUCGCAAAACCUCAAAUUAUUCAUCUUGGUUCGCUCUGUGCUCGAAGAGAUGGGCAAGGCAAAGAAAGGCCCUAAAUUCGCCGUCAUGAAGAAGGUGGUCACCAAAAAAGCCAUUAAAAACUACAAAGAGGAGGUUUUGAAUCCAAACAAGAAGGAUCUCAGCAAAGAAAAGCUGCCCAGAAAUGUGCCAAAUGUUUCUUCGGCGCUGUUCUUUAAAUACAACACUGCUUUGGGACCGCCUUACCGGGUUUUGGUGGAUACUAACUUUAUCAAUUUCUCUAUCCAGAAUAAGUUGGAUUUGGAGAAGGGAAUGAUGGACUGCCUAUAUGCAAAGUGCACUCCUUGUAUCACAGAUUGUGUAAUGGCAGAGCUUGAGAAGUUGGGUCAGAAAUAUCGGGUGGCUCUGAGGAUUGCCAAAGAUCCCCGUUUCGAGAGGCUACUGUGUACUCAUAAGGGAACCUAUGCUGAUGACUGUCUUGUUGAUAGAGUCACCCAGCAUAAAUGCUACAUUGUCGCUACAUGUGAUAGAGAUUUAAAGCGAAGGAUCCGCAAGGUCCCUGGUGUGCCGAUCAUGUAUAUCACUCAACACAAGUACUCAAUUGAACGGUUGCCUGAAGCAACAAUUGGUGGAGCUCCAAGAUAUUGAUGAUCCUCCUGAAGCCUGGUUUCUACCUGUGAUUCACACAUAUGUUCAGACUACAAGAAAACAUCUAUGCCAAUGGUAGAAAGGUUUUAGCAACUUGUUGGAACUUUGUUUGAGAAGACAUGUUCAGAUGUAUUACUGGAGUUAAGAAUUUCCUUAUGGGACUCUGCUAGCUGUAGCUUUGAUCCUAACUCCAGAAGGAGCUAUCAUUUGUAUUGGAACAGCUUAUAACCGUCAGGUUGCCACAUGCAAGAGUAAGGCAGAUGUUUUUAUUCGA